Molecule: messenger RNA, 652 nt
Organism: Drosophila willistoni
Lineage: Eukaryota; Metazoa; Arthropoda; Insecta; Diptera; Drosophilidae
Exons: 1
Coding region: 142-483 (113 amino acids)
Source: RefSeq, a predicted model, not a curated record
AAGCUGCAAAUGUUUAGCAUAGAAUCAAUACAGAAACAUCUGAAAUUUCAAAAUUAACAAAUAGUGUAAAAAUUGUGCACGAUAAAAAAACACAAAUAAAAACAAAAAUAUAAUAAAUUCUUGCCAAAAUUUUUAAGUAAUAUGAGUGAACUUGAUGUAAUGCAAUAUCUAUUGGUUCAACGGAAUCGUGAACGUGAACUAAUGGCCAAGAAAGAUCAACUUAAGGAGCGUCUACGUAAAAUGAAAAAACAACUACAAUUAUUUGAGCAUCGUGAUGAUGAGAUACCUUGCCUGAUAGCCUCUAACAAUUUAUAUCAAAUGGCCAAUGUUCGAACGGUGCGAGAAGCUCUAUCGGGACAUUUGACGGUCGUAAUGAGGACAUUUUUGAAGACUCAUCGCAAAUUGUUGCGCGUCCAGCGCCGCAUGCGUCAUGUCCACACAGCAUUCUUUAAUAAUGUGGAUCGACAAGUGGCCAAUCAAUAGAGAGAAGAAGCGAAGGCCAAGGACAAGGUAGCCCAAAAAGCAAAUUUUCCAUAUCAACUUAGUGAUUACAAACAUCUUCUGCAAAUUUUCCUUAUCAACUUAGUGAUUACAAACAUCUUCUGCCUUGUCUUUAGCAUAAUUAAAUGUGUAAUUUUGUAUUUGUCUUGGA